AUGCCGGAGCCACGACCGGAAUUUUCUUCUGCUCGUCGUAACAAGACCAAUCUCUACUACCGUUGUAACAAAACCUCGUUCACCGCCGUCACCACAACCUCGAAUACAAAGGAUGCGAUUAUGGAUGACCACAUCGACGAAGGAAGCGUCACCGGAUUUAGCAUAAUCCAAAACGAACCCAGCCAAUUUGGUGAUAAUAGUUCAUAG
Messenger RNA from Arabis nemorensis, 207 nucleotides. Lineage: Eukaryota; Viridiplantae; Streptophyta; Magnoliopsida; Brassicales; Brassicaceae. The record is from the annotation of a GenBank genome assembly.